ACCAGCGGAGAGGAGCAGGAGGUGAAUGUGCGCUUCGUUUUGCGCAUUAUUUUGAUGUAAUCCAGUUCUUUGUGGGUUAUUUGCAUUGCGGACAGUGGAAUGAGCGGCUUUUACCACGGUUCCGUUUCCUCUGCACUAUGGGAACUGCCGUGUCCAAAAGCAAGAAUGUAAAGAAUGAUGCAGUUUCCUCUGUUGCGGCAAAAGUUAGAGCAGCUCAAGCUUUUGGAAAUUACGUGUCUCAAAACAACCCAGAGAACUGCAACGGCUCAGAUCACCUGCUGUCUGACACACUUGUUGACAAAGAUCCCGAGUCCCAGAGUGUCACCCACCUGCACAACAAUAACCAUCUGCACCCAUACUCCAAACCUGCUGCCAUAGUCAAGCACAGACAGGAUCAGCCAGAGCCAGGCACUGAGCCAGCGUCUGUACCCACCAGUGCUAAGCGUCGUCUCUCUGCAGAGCGCAGCCUCUCAUCUGAGGAUCAGCCCCAAACGCACCAGCCCCAACAGAGCUCGACCAAGCCAGCACGCGUCUACACCAUCAGCAGGGAGGGCGGCAUGCUGGCAGGCAGAGACAGCGAGGAGAGCCUGGAGCUUGAGGUCCUGAAAGGCUCUCAAUCACAAACCAACCAAAGGACAAUCCAUCGCAGUAGUCAUGCACACCAUCAUCAUUACGGAAGUGUCCCGCGGUCACAGCCACUACAGAGCUCAGGAAGUGCGCAUAACAUCCGGGACUGGGGUUCAAAAAGAUACGACUCGAAGGAGGACUGCCCCCGGCCUCCCUGUCAAAGCCAACGCUCACUCGACCUUGACACAGUGCCAAGGGACACCACCAAACAGCGCAAGAAAUUAGAAAGGAUGUACAGUGAGGAUCAGGGAUCCUCUGAGGACAGAGAUGAACAUGGCAACAACUGGUUUCCCAAAGAGAAUUUGUUCAGCUUUCAGACUGCCACCACCACCAUGCAAGCAAUAUCGGCUUUCUGUGGCAUGGCUGAGCUAAAGAGAAGGAAAAGAGAGCAGGAGGCCACCACACUAAUGGAGAGAAACUUCCGGAAGCAUCUGCGGAUGGUGGGCAGCAGGAGGAUGAAGGCGCAAUCAUACACCGAUCGCAAAGCGAAGAGCUUCAACCGCUCCUGGAGUGACCCUACGCCCAUCAAGCCCGACUCACUCCACGACUCCAGAGACAGUGGAGACCUGCAGGCAUCCUCAGGGACCUUAGAUGAAGAAGAAUAUGAUGACGUGGACUGGGAGGAAGAAAAGAAGCUAGAGCUGCUGGCCUGUGAGGGCGAGGACUUUAUCCCUCCCAAAAUUAUGCUUAUAUCAUCAAAGGUUCCUAAGGCAGAGUACGUGCCCAACAUCAUACGCAGGAAUGACCCAUCCAUCAUACCUAUCCUCUAUGACCAUGAGCAUGCAACAUUUGAUGAUAUACUUGAGGAGAUUGAGAAAAAACUCACCACCUACCGAAAAGGCUGCAAAAUCUGGAACAUGCUUAUCUACUGUCAGGGAGGACCAGGGCACCUCUACCUCCUCAAGAAUAAAGUAGCUACGUUUGCAAAAGUGGAAAAGGAGGAGGACAUGAAUCAGUUCUGGAAAAAAUUGGCCCGACUUAUGAGUUUGCUUAAUCCUGAGCCCAAUCUCAUUUAUAUUAUGGGCUGUUAUGUGCUGGGAAAUACGAAUGGAGAGAAGCUGGUGCAGAACCUCAAGCGGCUGAUGAGACCAUAUGCUGUUGAGUUUAAGAGUCCUCUGGAGCUCUCAGCACAGGGAAAGGAGAUGAUCGAGAUGUUCUUUGACUUCCGUCUGUUUCGCCUGUGGAAGAGCCGGCAACACUCUAAGCUCCACGACUACGAUGACCUUUUGUGA
Messenger RNA from Trichomycterus rosablanca, 1859 nucleotides. It is a transcript of the gene nsmfb, whose product is annotated as NMDA receptor synaptonuclear signaling and neuronal migration factor b. The transcript has 16 exons. Gene Ontology annotation, cellular component: cytoplasm; nucleus. Bases 138 to 1859 code for a protein of 573 amino acids. The record is from RefSeq and is a predicted model, not a curated record. Gene Ontology annotation, biological process: regulation of neuronal synaptic plasticity; positive regulation of neuron migration. NCBI's taxonomy places the organism in Eukaryota, Metazoa, Chordata, Actinopteri, Siluriformes, Trichomycteridae.